AUGAAGCUCACCACACUCCUUAUCCGCACUUUCCUGCCGACACUCUCGCUCGCAGCAGCCGUCCCACUCGCUGGGCGGGCCCCGCGACUGGAGGCCCGCCAAGCUGCGCAGGACUCCGUUGCAGCGGAGUUCUGCACCUGGGACCAUGGACACAUGGACUGCUUCGACACGUCUGAGAAGGCAGACGCCGUUCGCCUCGCCUACGCCACCGGCCAAUGUCUUGUUCAUCACGACGGAUCACGGCACGGCAACUGCACAUACAUGCCUGCAGCAACACCAGUCUGCGGUGAGGUCAUUCUGGGCAAGUUCAACAUGCCCAUGCACAUUGCCUCCGUCUUCAUCGUUCUCAUCAUCUCGGCUCUGGGCGUCUACAUGCCCACCAUCGCUGGCUGGUUCGUCAAGAACCCCAACGGCUCCAAGUCGGUUGGCCACCUCGACGCGGCCUCCUUUGGCCGUGAAUAUGGUUUCUGGGGCAACGUCUUCUUUCUCGCCCGUCAUUUCGGCACAGGUGUGAUCAUUUCCACAGCCUUCGUUCACUUGCUUUAUCAUGGGUUCCUGAUGUGGAACGACAAAUGUCAUGGUACCCUUCUCUUUGCGCCCGUUGCGCCCACCAUUGCGAUGGUUGGAGCCCUUAUCACCUUUGCACUCGACUUUACUGCCUCCCAUGCCGCGGAGAAGCGUUUCGGGGCUGGCUCUGGCCUCACCAGCUCGACCCCAGCCGAGACCCCGGACAUCAGCCAUACCGAGAAAGACAUGGUUCCUCACAACGGUUGUUGCCCCGACGCCGAGGCAGCCAUCCUUGCCUGGCAGAACAAGGAACUCUGGCGCGUUCUUCUCCUCGAGGCCGGCAUCAUCUUCCACUCCGUUAUGAUCGGUGUCACACUUGGCGCCGACUCGUCCCCAUCAUGGACCACACUCUUUAUCGUCAUCAUCUUCCACCAGUUCUUCGAGGGCGCGGCCCUGGGCGCCCGUCUUGCUCUUCUUCACUGGCUGAGCCGGUGGCGUUCCUUCCUCCAGGCCAGCAUGUUCAUGAUCGUCACCCCCAUCGGUAUUGCGAUCGGUAUCGGCGUCCGCCAGUCGUUCUCGGCGAACGGAAGAGCUGCACUCAUCUCUAUCGGCAUUCUCGAUUCCACCUCGGCCGGUAUUCUUCUAUACACUGCUUUCAAGCUCCUCGCGGCUGACUUUGUCGACGGCCCGCUCAAGAAUGCAAACAAGAAGAGCCUAUUUGCUUCAUUAUUCUCACUAUUCCUCGGCAUCUUGAGCAUGACCAUCUUAGGCCGAUGGGUCUAA
This is a messenger RNA of Cutaneotrichosporon cavernicola, 1290 nucleotides long. RefSeq lists its product as uncharacterized. Gene Ontology annotation, molecular function: zinc ion transmembrane transporter activity. Gene Ontology annotation, biological process: zinc ion transmembrane transport. Lineage: Eukaryota; Fungi; Basidiomycota; Tremellomycetes; Trichosporonales; Trichosporonaceae. The coding region runs from base 1 to 1290 and encodes 429 amino acids. The record is from RefSeq and is a predicted model, not a curated record. Gene Ontology annotation, cellular component: plasma membrane. The transcript is spliced from 8 exons.